Paralichthys olivaceus (Japanese flounder) is the source of this 1225-nucleotide messenger RNA. The record is from RefSeq and is a predicted model, not a curated record. NCBI's taxonomy places the organism in Eukaryota, Metazoa, Chordata, Actinopteri, Pleuronectiformes, Paralichthyidae.
UUCACCGUUAGCGUAACAGCACGACUUUCUGUCAGGGCUCAAAAAAUAAAAGCUUUACCCAACAAAGUACUGCAAUUUAACGCAGGAUGUUCAGGUUCGUGCUGCUACUCCUGACAGUGUCAGGCCUCCAAGCCAUCCCAAUUGCAGUCCUUCGAGGUCUGCAGAAGACAUCUUCAACCUACCAGCUCCCCGAUGGCUUUCAAAAGGGCAUCGAACAUGCUGACAUCCAUCGACCCAUUCCAGACAGCUUCAGACAAGGUACAGAGCUCUCCGGAAGGCUCCUUGUUGACCUCAACACUGGCCUGGUGCAAGACAACAUCGCUGUCAUCAGCCCCUUUCUUGGGAAUGGGUUUGGAGAGAUGGAGAGAAGACACUGGCCGACAGAUGAGAUCCCUGUUGAUGUUCCAGCACAGAAGAAUGGUGAUGGUUGGGUGCGGGUGGAGGUACCCACUGAAAAUCAUCUCCCAGAUGGUUUCAGACAGGGAACUGAGCCAGAGAUGUUGAUCCAAGAUGGUUUCAGACAGGGAACCAAACAUGCUCAUAAGAUCCCAGCAGGCUUUAGGCAAGGAACUGAACCCUUCAAGUCUAUCCCAGAUGGUUUCAGACAGGGAACCGAACCCUUCAAGUCUAUCCCAGAUGGUUUCAGACAGGGAACNGAACCCUUCAAGUCUAUCCCAGAUGGUUUCAGACAGGGAACUGAACCCUUCAAGUCUAUCCCAGAUGGUUCCAGACAGGGAACAGAACCCUCUGCCUCUAGAAUCCAAACACAUACAGUAUCUUGUAAGGGGGAGGUCAUCAAUGGAAACUGCUAUGAGUUCAACCCCACACAAAUGGCCUUCCAGGAUGCACAGGUCAUCUGCAGAGCUCUUGCCCCAAAUGCUGAGCUUGCAUCUGUAACCAGCAGCGAUUUGCAUUCUCGCCUAGUUUCCCUGGUGACCAAGGGUGGUGAGAAAAACCCAGUGUUGACCUGGCUGGGAGGCACCAUCAAGAACCAGAAGGCAUCAUGGGUGGACGGCUCAGAAUGGAGUUACAGUGACUGGAAGCCGGGCCACCCCAACAUUCGCAGUGACAAACCUGUUUGUUUGGAGAUGUUCCAGAUAGAUGAGAGCUGGUGGACGGCUGCUGACUGUGACCUGAGGAGAGCAUCCAUCUGCUCGUACCCAAUCAUUCUGUGAAGACCACAAAGAAACAAAUACAAGAGAGUUAACAUCUUGAUCUCUCUUGC